Molecule: messenger RNA, 1684 nt
Organism: Drosophila busckii
Lineage: Eukaryota; Metazoa; Arthropoda; Insecta; Diptera; Drosophilidae
Gene: Golgin84
Product: golgin-84
Exons: 3
Coding region: 93-1655 (520 amino acids)
Biological process (GO): Golgi organization; retrograde transport, vesicle recycling within Golgi
Cellular component (GO): Golgi cisterna; Golgi membrane
Source: RefSeq, a predicted model, not a curated record
GGCGGCGACUAUUGAUUUUGCGUGUAACCUAUCGAAUAGCAAACUCCAGCUAUCGAGCAGGUUAGCCGAUUAUUGCACAUUCACAUUUCGAAAUGUCGUCGUGGAUAACUGGGCUGGCGGACAAGGCUGAAAAUAUAUUGAAUAAAAUAGACAAGAAUGCUGCAACGGCCUUGCAUACAGAUGCUGCACCUGCCUUAGAUGCAAUGAAGAAGAGCUUGACCAGCAGCACACAGUCACUAAAGACGACCCUAUCACCAGCGAAGCGUCCGAGUAGCAGUAAUCUUAGCACGCCCAUGUCACUAUCGAUGGUGAGCAAUAGCGCUUCCAGUGUUAAGAGCGAAGGAUCACAAGUUGUAACAACAGAUCUACGCCAGACGCUGCCCAGCUCUCCCAGUUUUACUGUCAAUAUGGACAAUGACAAUGCAAUGAACAUGGUGGAACUGGGAGCGUUCAAAAUUGCACUUAGUGAAAUAACAUGCGAGCGCGAUGAUUUAAGGCUGCGUCUGGAAGCACUUAACAAUGACACGGAGAACUAUGCGCUAAAGGAGCGCGUACAGGAGCUGGAAACAUUGUCUACAAACAUGGCUGAGGAACGCGAUAAGGCUGUGCAGGACCUUAAUGAGGCACAAACAGCACACUUGGCUUACGUGCAUUCAAUUUCAGAGCUGGAAACCAAUCUGGCCAAAUUGCAGCAGGAGUACAUGAGCGCAGCGCACAAGCUACAAAUGCAAACAAAGGAAACAGAGCAACAACGUCAAGAGCUGCAGGAAUAUCGCACAAAGGCGCAACGAGCGUUGCAGGCAAAGGAUGCACUUAUAGCAGAGCUAAAAGCAAAUCCUUUGCCCGAUGGCACUGAGUUGACAGCAAAGGAUAGCGAGACGCGUUUUCUGCAAAUCGAGCAGGAUGCAUUAAAACAAGAGCUGCAGCAUGCCAAUGAGGAAAUGCAGCAGCUACGCAUACAACUGGAUGAUCAUGCGGCACUCGAGCGUCAAAAGGAGCUAGAGCUGGAAUCUGCACGUAGACGUGAGCAGACUUUAGCACAGGAGUUGCGCAGCGCACGGGAGCAUAAUGUGAGCAUCGAUACAGAGCAACGCAUGCUAACACAGGAGCUUGCUUCACUGCGUCAGCAGCUGAGCAAUCAAAUGGCUGCCGCUGCCACGCGGCUGCAGGAGAAGGAGCGACAAUUGCAGCAACAGCGUCAGCAGCUUAGCGAGAGUAACAUAAUGAGUGCCAAAACCGAAUACGAGAAUAGACUCAAGGCGCUAACACAAUCGCUGGUGGAGAGACAGAGUCUGCUGGAGCGAGUGACUGUGGAACGCAAUGCUCUGCGCAUGCAGCAUGAGAAUCUACAGACACAGCUGCAACAUAACAUAGAGAUUGGCCAGCAACAACGUGGCAAUGGGCGUGGAGGUCAGCUGCUUUCAAAUAGCACAGAUGAUGUUAAGGCGCAAUUUCCAUUGUUAAUGCAUCCCAGUCCAUUUGACAAUCGCGUUGCACGUCGCGUUAAACGUGCGCUACGCCAAGCUGACUCCGUGGGCAUGCGUGUGGGCGCCUUUCUGCGACGUUAUCCCAUGAUGCGCAUCUUUAUCAUACUCUAUGUGGCGCUGCUGCAUCUGUGGGUUAUGUUUGUGCUGCUCUCCACGACACCCAAUUGAAUGUAACUCUAAAGUUUAACUUUCUUCUG